Messenger RNA from Drosophila obscura, 5270 nucleotides. Its product is annotated as mucin-19. The record is from RefSeq and is a predicted model, not a curated record. NCBI's taxonomy places the organism in Eukaryota, Metazoa, Arthropoda, Insecta, Diptera, Drosophilidae.
UCUUGACGAUACGUCAAAGCUGGAAGGACCCACACGCAGGUGCCUGCAGUAUGGGGUGGGAGCGAAGGGUAAAACCCAGGAUGAUCAGAAUGUUGGGAAAGCGACAGAAAAAUAAAAAGACAAAAUACGAUGCCUGGGAGGAUAGUGACUUCAAUGAUCUCGAUGAUGCGUCAUUGAAGAAGCUACUCGAGGAGGCCUAUUGGUACCGUAAUCCUGGCGACAGGAAAAACAAAAGCGAGCGCUUUCUGCAAAUGCUCAAAAAGGCUGAGUACGACGAAGAGAUCUCUUAUCGUGCCAUCAAAUCCUGCCUCACACUCAACCCAAUCACGCUAGCGACGUCAGCGUCCACAUCCGGUGCAGCCGGCAUUGGCAGCAACAGCAACAACAACACCCACCACACAAACAAUCGAUCGGGGGAGCGCCACAAGCAGGGCGGCUCCUUGCAGGAUCUUGUUGAGGCGGCUCAUCGAAGUGGGUCGGCCACCAGCUCUGCAGCGGCAGCAGCAGCAGCGGCGUCAGCCACAUCGGCGACAACCCAACGUUUCAACUGUGAUUACCAGCUGAGUGGACGCGCGAACCGUCGCCACCAGCAACAGCAACAGCAGCAGCACAACAACAACCAAAACGCACCCUCUGCCUCCAAGAAGAUCAAGAACUGGUCCGCGUCGGGACGGCAGCGCGAGGGAGGAAGCCUUCCGAGUAGCGUCAACUUUGAGUCAGCCGCCACGUCCAUGGAUGCCAAGCUGAAACAGACCAUGGCCGAGUCAUCGACGACAUCCUCCCAGUCACAGGCUUCAACUGGCAAGAUCAGCGCCGGCAGCUGCAGCAGCCUGCCCAGCCACCUGGGCGAGACUGAGGCCGGCACCCAGUUCGAUAUGGACGAGGAUGAGACGGGCGGUGGUGCUGCGAGUGGGAGUGCUGGCGCUGGCCCUGGCCCUGGCCACAUCCAACAAGAAUAUCUGUUGGAGCUUUCGGGUGACAAUCGCGUAAUCAAAAAGAAGAAACCAGGCGCCAAUCAGUCAAUGUCGUAUCUCAGCACCAAAGUGCUCGAUAAUAUCAUGCAAAACUAUAGCCCGCAGCAGCCCGAAUCGAAGGACUCGGCCAUUGGCAGUGAGUAUCAAAUUGGCGAGACAAUGCCGUUUUUGGGGCCCGUUGGCGUUAGGCCACCCGGCACGCCCCACAUACAUCUACACCAGCAACACGUACAGCUGCAGCAACAAUAUCCGACGGGUGCGCACUUUGAACGGGGUGCAGACGAUCCCACACGCAAAGUGGACGCCGGCUAUGUAUCGCUGAGCGACAGCUAUCCGGCCUGCUCAUCGGUCUAUGCCGAUACAUCGACGGUGUCCCAUGCAAACAGCAGAGCCACCACCUCUUCGGGGGAUGUGUUUGGAAAGAAGGGCGGACGUGCGGGUCCGAUUUCCACGGGUGCCAAGUCCACAUCGCGCAACCUUGAUGAGAACGGCAACGCUCUGAGCGAUGGCUAUGGCACCAAUAACACGCCCAGCAGCAGCAGCAACAAUGGAAAUGGCAACGGCGGUGGCGGCAGCAGCUCCAAUCAGUUUACGGCCCUGAUCACUACCACGAUGGGUGCCAAUGCACCAGCAUCGUCCACAAACCGACAGAACAGCGUGUCCACGCUGCUCACAACCGGAAGCAACACCACCACCACGGCAAUGGCGGCCGCUGCAGUGGCUGCCUCCUUCAAUAGCCAGUUACAGCAGGUUACCGUUGGCAACGGCACCGCAGUCGCAGCUGGAGCUGCAGCGGGAGUGGGUGCCGGAGCAGUUGUAAGUGGCGCCAGUGCCGGCACUGGGGGACAGCCCACCAAGACCAAGUCAAAGAAGAGGUCGCAGCAGGAGCGCAACACAACCACUGUCGAUGCUGAGUCGGUGGCCGGGUAUCGCGGCAAGGAGUCGGUGGAGCAGCUGGUCAAGUACAUUGAGAACGAUGGCAACAGCGGCGGGCAGAAAAAGAAGGAGCGCAAGAAGCAGAACCAGAAGCUGAAGAAGAGCAACUCGCUGGAGGAGCUGCGCAGCUGUUCCAAAAUGGAGGCGGACGACCUGAAGCGCGAGUCGGCCACCACCGAGAUGAUGCCCCAGAAGAAGGACGCAAACAAUGGGAAUGCCAGUGGCAGUGGCAAGCACAACUCUGCUUCUGUGGCGGACAUAAGCAAGAACUGCAGCAAGGAGCAGCAGCAGGCCACAACUGUCCAGGUGCAAGUGCGUGGAGCAGCCGCUGCCCAGCAGCGGAAAGGCGAACGCCGCUCCUGGGGCACCGAGGAGCUACAGUAUCUGGGGGAUCAGGACUACCGCAAGCCCGGCUUGGGUAAGGCGGCGGCCCGCUCUGAGCCCGAUAUCGAGGCGGAACCGAUGCCACUCUCCCUGCCAGCCCUCUCCUGCAUGUCGGAAAUGGAUGCCCUGAACACCGUCCUCUCGGAGACAGCCGAAUUCCAUGUGGUGACAAAGAAGAAGAAACCAAAGAAGCAGCGAGCCGUCACCAUGGACGAUGCGGCCGUUGCGGCCGCUGCCCAUGCGGGUGGCAAUCUGCAGCGCAUGCAGCAGAUCACCAAAUCGGCCUCCUCCAACAUGAUGUCGCAGCGGGCGCACUACUACACGGCGUACACCAACAGCGGCGGCAGCAGCAGCACCGGCUCCAGCAACCAUCACGGCCAAUAUCCGAGCAAGUCGGCACAGCAGCAGCAGCCGCAGUACCAGGAGACACAGCCACAGCAUCACCAUCACCACCAUCAUCAUUACCAUCAUCAUCACCAUCAUGGUGGGUCGGGAUCGGCCAAAAAGGACAGCUCGCGACGUAAGUCCACAUCCUCGAUGCCGCCCUCGGAGAAAUCCGAUUCUAGUGAUCUCGACUCGGUCCACUCGUUGCCCAUUCAGACGGUCAAGAAGAAGAGCCUCGGCUUUAGCAGCAGUGGCGGCAGCAGCAGCGGCGGCGCCGCCACCAGCAACAAGGAACGGGCAGCGCAGGCCGCCACCCAGCGUCAGGUUAAGAAAAAGACACUGACACCAGCUCCCAUUUCCUAUGCGGACAUAGCCCGCAACAAGCGGGAGGCCCUGAAGAAUGCCAGUGGCGGCAUCGGCAAUGGCAGCGCAAAUGCCAGCGACCCAGAGCCAACGGAAGCAGUAGCUGGCGGAGCAGCGGCUGAUAAGCCCACCACCGGCGGCAAGGGCAGCAAAUCUAAGGUCAAACCCGAUUUCCCAGAGCUGCCAGUAGCUCUAUCCAUACCGGUAGCCAUCAGCACCGGCACCAGCACUAGCACCAGCACCAAUACGGCCAGCAAUCAGGUGGCCAGUAGUUCCAGCAACAAUUCGUCGUCGGCGGGAUCGAUCAGCUACUCGAAGAGUCUGAAUGCGACGCCUGCCAGCAGCACCAGCGACGUUGAUGCCUCGCCAGAGCUCACACCCACAUGCACGACUGCGCCCAGCAGCAGCCUGUCCUCGUCACAGCCCUCGUUGCAAAAGUCUAAGAGUGUGGAGCACGAUGCCACCUAUAGCUUCAACAGCAGCAACCUCGAUCAGCAGUAUCCAGCCCUGGAGAAGACUGUGAAGAGGCAUAGCACAACCAAUGUUUCCCUGACAGCUGCCGCCUGUCCAUCCGCUGGCUCUGGCUCGGGCUCCGGAUCGGCUGCGGGCACGGCAACGUCUUCGAUUUUCAAUUUUGCUGCCGCAACUAAAUUACAAAUGGUAGACAAAUCGACGGGAACCACAUCAUUACAGACUACCUCAGCCAAGUCCAAGGCCAAGUCAAAGGAUCUGUCAUACAGCAGCGCGAGCAGCACCAGCAGCAGCUCGGGCAGUAGCUCGGGCAGCAGCAGCAAGAAGUCCAUGAAGCUUGGUCACGAUGAGGCGGCGACAGUGCCCGUUCCCGUGCCAGCGCCAGUGCCAGCGCCAGUGCCAGUUGCCCAGAAGUCUACGACAGCCACCCAGACCGAGGGGACCAAGAAGAUGGGACACAAGAUGUCCCAUAGCAGCAGCAAGCUGACACCUGAGAUUAUUGCUGGUCGGCCGGCGGUGAUAAUACUCAACGAUGACCGCGACUCGGGAGAGGAGGGACUCAACAACGAGUUCAUCUUUGGCGAUUUCAACGAGGAUGAGCUGAAGCUCUUCGACGACAAAAAAGAGGAGAAGGAAAAGGAGGAGAAAGAAAUUAAAAAAGAGAAACAAAAGGAGAAUGAGAAGAGUGAGAAGAAGGUGCAACCGAAACCAGAGUCACAGUCGAAGCCACAGGCAGAGCCAAAGCCGAAGGUACAGCCCACAAAGUCACAGGCAGAGCCACAGCCACAGCCAAAGCCACAGGCAGAGCCACAGCCACGGCCAAAGCUGCAGGCAGAGCCACAGCCAAAGCCAAAGCCACUAGCCACACAGAUGGACAAGCAAGAGCCAAUAGAUAUAGACCCGGAGGACGAUGACGAUCAGAUUCCAGAAGCAGAACCAGAACAAAUUGGAGAGGACAAAGCCGAGAAGAAGGAGGCAGAAAAUACCACAGCCACACAGUCGGAUGUGAGCUCCAGUAGCUAUCAGCAGCUGAUACUGAAUGACUCGGGCGCCGCCUCCGAUGUGGUCAACAGUUCGGCCAGUUUGGACAUGCUAUCGAUCUCAGGCGAGGCCGUGCAGUCGUCGUCGCCAAACUCUGCGGCCAUUUCCACAAACUCGGGCUCAUCCAGCCUAAUCAAUUCGUCAACAUCCUCAACACCUUCGUCCGAUUCGGCACAAAAUUCCAACUCGUCGUCAUCUGUUUCGAUAUCGUCGUCCUCUGGUGGCAACGCUCCCUUGGGCGGCUUGUGCUCCGGACACGGUUCGGGUGCGGCCUAUGUGGCGAACCAGUCCAGCGAUAGUGGCAUCUAUGGUGCCGCCAACACGUCCGUAAAGGACCACAUCAACCAGUUCCUUAGCCGGGCCAGCAGCAGUAGUGAUGAGCCGCUGCCGAAUGUCCCCAUCUCCAUGCAACAGUUGGAAACCUGCAAUGACAUUGAGGCGGCCAUCAUAGCUGCUGCCCGGGCCGCGGCCGCCGCACGCAGCAACAACUGCAGCCGCAGAAAUUCCCAGGAACUGGAGCCGCCACAGUCACAGUCCCUGUCCAAGUCGCAGCAGCAUCAGAGCCCAGUGGCCAAAUCGAAAAUUGUGCCCGUGUAUACGACCUACAAUGUUGGCGUACAGGACUAUGACGAGGACUUGGAGGAGCUGAGCUUCCUGGCCGACCUCCGAGAUGCGGAGGUAGACGUCGAGCAGGAGGCGGAAGUGAAAGCGGAGGCC